AAGUUGCCAUCUUUACUGGACUGCGAAGCGAGAAAAAUUCCUUCAUUUGCGUAAAACCUCUCUUUGGUAUCGCAUCAAAGCCACGUGAGACAAUAAUGGAUAAACCAGUAGUUUUGGCUCGUGUUAUAAAAGUCUUAGGAAGAACCGGCUCACAAGGCCAGUGCACGCAAGUUAAAGUUGAAUUUCUGGGCGAACAGAACAGACAGAUCAUCAGAAACGUGAAAGGCCCGGUACGAGAAGGUGAUUUACUAACCUUGCUGGAAUCUGAACGUGAAGCUAGAAGACUUAGAUAAGCACAUAAGGAGAAUGAAUUGCCAGCACAUGAAAGUCACCAAUGAUGUCUGGACUCAUACGAUACAUUUCAUUCCAUCAACAAAAAUGGGGACUAUCCAACUAUUCCAAUAGCACGAGCCGCCUUGUUUAAAAAAAUCCCUGUCAAUGAAGAUGUUUCCAUCUUUUGUAAUAAACACUGGCUAAUAUUUGAUUGAA
Messenger RNA from Bombus huntii, 489 nucleotides. Its product is annotated as 40S ribosomal protein S28. The transcript has a single exon. The record is from RefSeq and is a predicted model, not a curated record. Gene Ontology annotation, molecular function: structural constituent of ribosome. The coding region runs from base 96 to 293 and encodes 65 amino acids. Gene Ontology annotation, cellular component: ribosome; cytosolic small ribosomal subunit. Gene Ontology annotation, biological process: ribosomal small subunit assembly; translation; maturation of SSU-rRNA. NCBI's taxonomy places the organism in Eukaryota, Metazoa, Arthropoda, Insecta, Hymenoptera, Apidae.